Molecule: messenger RNA, 405 nt
Organism: Penicillium cinerascens
Lineage: Eukaryota; Fungi; Ascomycota; Eurotiomycetes; Eurotiales; Aspergillaceae
Exons: 2
Coding region: 1-405 (134 amino acids)
Source: RefSeq, a predicted model, not a curated record
AUGAAGUCAAAACCAGGGAUUGUGGCCUGGAUCAGGUUCAACGAGCGACCGAUGACGAUUAGGAAGGAUAAUAGGAGAUCUAUUCCCGGCCGGGACCUGAGCCCCUCGGUCUCCUUCCUCGUGGUCCCCAGUGAAACACCGCACAAAGGAGAGCAGAGGAUGUAUGAAGCAAGGACGCAUGAAGCCGAACCCUUGACAGGGGACCACGAGGUACCCUUCACCCCUGAAACGGACCGCACGGGUCGAUCCCUUUUCCAAUUACACUUCCUAUUCUGGUGCGCGACCCGCGACGAGCCGCGUGCUCCACGCUCCACGCCAACGUCAGGCAAUUGGCCCCCCUCGACGUGGUGGUUUGAGGGGAUCGUCGUUAUCGGUAUCAUCAUGAAGCAGGAUAAGCCGGCUUAG